AUGAGACCUUCUAUGUUAUUCACCGUCUGCGUGGCCGUGGCUGCGCUGGUUGUGGUUGGCGGCGGCCGCGGCACACUGGGUGCAGCGCCGCCUCCAGAAGAGCUCCUGUGGGACAACGACUUCGGCGAUCCGCUGCUCGUCGAGUGCCAGAGCGGAUACGCGCUGCACAGAGCUCGGAUUCAGUUUUCUUUCUCAUUAGGAUACCGAUGGGACUGGGAAUGCAAAAAGAUCAGUGAUGGAGUGGUGAGAGAGAACUGCAUGUGGUACGCAGCGAACGAAGCCUUCCAGCCAAUGGUCUUCCGCUGCCCAAAGAGGCAGUACAUGGCUGGCGUGAGGACUGCAACGGGCGGAGAUGACCAAAUUGGUCGGGAGUGGAGGUUUGAAGAGUGUGCUGCCUCACGAUGUCAGCUGUUUCCAGGACUGGAGCUGAAGGAGAAGCCCGAGGAAAAGGAAUAUCCCGCUGCUGAAUAA
Molecule: messenger RNA, 471 nt
Organism: Geodia barretti
Lineage: Eukaryota; Metazoa; Porifera; Demospongiae; Tetractinellida; Geodiidae
Source: the annotation of a GenBank genome assembly